AUAUACAUCUCAUGUGAUUAUAAACUCUUUCAGUUGUUCAAAUCUUUUUUCACAUUUGUUCUAGCUAUUAUGGCCGAGAAGAAAACUUAAAAAUAAAGGUGAAUGCUCAAUUUUGGCCGUCAUUGUAAUAUAAAUACCUAAGUUUUAUUACUGGAACGAUUUUUUGACUUAACUUUUUAAUUGAGAUACGAUCUAAAAACAUACAUGUAGUUCAAUGCUAAAAAAAAUCAAUCUUUACUUUGGAUAAAUCGUAUUUAUAUUUUUAAUAAGGAUACCUACAGAAGAACGUUGUCAAUAUGAGUUGGCGAUUAGCAUUUCAUUCUACCAAAUUGGUUACAUCAUACCUAUUUCCCGUGCGCGUCAAAGCAUUCAGAGAAGCCAUAUUUGAUGGUAAUGUUGAAAUUAUUCGCGCAUUAGCCGAAAAACGUCCACGUUUAUUGUAUCAAACAAUUGAUGCCGAUGGGAAUACAGCUCUAGGUUUGGCAGUUUUACUUGGCGAAGUUGAGAUUGUCAAAACAUUGUUAGCUCUUGGAUCCGAUCCAAAUCUGGCCAAUGGAUUUGAUCAUAAUCAUCCACUUGUAAUUUUGGCAAAACUUCGUCAAGAAGAAAGUAGUACAACACAUUUAUUAGCUGACAUUCUUCUGGAAGCGGGAAGCGAUCCUAAUCGUAUUGUACAUUACCAAGCAGACAAUCUAAAUCGUUUAGAUGCCACACAAACACCAUCGUUUUGCGAAACGCCAUUUCUAUGUGCAAUAAGAUAUUCAAACGAAACUUUGGUGAAAAAAUUAUGCGAUAAAGGAGUGGAUGUCGAUCAACCAAAUGAAGACACAGGUAUGACAGCAUUAAUGUUAGCAAGUACAAUGGGAUUCGAUAGUAUCGUUAAUGUUCUUCUUGAUGCUGGUGCACAGCCAAAUCAAGUUGAUUUUCAAGGCAAUACCGCACUCCAUCAUGCAGCUGCUGGUUAUGGUGAAAAUAUUGAAUGUAUCAAGAGUCUAAUCGCUCGUGGUGCUGAUGUCAAUAUUGCAAACGAAGAGGGCUCUACGCCGUUAAUAGUUGCAAAAGAAAACUCUAAUGAUGCUUUAGUUAAACUACUAACAUCAGCUUCAAGUAUAGAGCCACAAUCCAGUAAAUUAUCGUCCUCGCCCGUUUACGAUAAGGUUGAUUCAGCAACAGAACAGACUAUUUUUUCAUUUACAUAG
This is a messenger RNA of Didymodactylos carnosus, 1199 nucleotides long. The record is from the annotation of a GenBank genome assembly. NCBI's taxonomy places the organism in Eukaryota, Metazoa, Rotifera, Eurotatoria, Philodinida, Philodinidae.